CUGCCUGAUCCCACCAGCGAGCAUAAGAAGAGGGGAAGAAGCAGAUUGGAAUCGGUUUCCCAUAGAUAUGGCAAUGGUAGUGGGUGCGUGGCGAGACCCUCAGGACGAUGUGCCAGGAAGUCAACCUUCACAGCCACCUCCAGGGCAAGGGCCAGGGGGGGGACCGCACACUCCGCAGACUCCGGGGCAAGGAGUGCCCCCUACGACCCCUGUCCAGUCGAACCCGACCAGCCAGCCCAGCCAGAACCAAGGAGAGAAGCAGCAGCAGCAGCAGCACAUAGAGUGCGUGGUGUGCGGGGACAAGUCUAGCGGCAAGCACUAUGGCCAGUUCACUUGCGAAGGCUGCAAGAGCUUCUUCAAGCGAAGUGUAAGGAGAAACCUGAGUUACACUUGUCGUGCCAACAGGAACUGCCCUAUAGACCAACACCACCGCAAUCAGUGUCAGUACUGUCGCCUCAAAAAAUGCCUCAAAGUUGGCAUGAGACGGGAAGUUUCUUCUUUAUUUACUGCAGCCGUACAGAGGGGCAGAAUGCCACCUACACAGCCUACCCAUGGCCAAUUCGCCUUGACAAAUGGGGACCCUCUCAACUGCCAUUCCUACCUAUCCGGAUAUAUAUCUCUUCUCCUGAGAGCAGAACCCUACCCGACCUCUAGAUUUGGCAGCCAAUGCAUGCAACCCAACAACAUUAUGGGCAUCGAGAACAUUUGUGAACUGGCAGCCAGGAUGCUCUUCAGUGCCGUGGAAUGGGCACGGAAUAUUCCCUUCUUCCCAGACUUGCAGAUCACAGACCAAGUGGCACUGCUCAGGCUGACCUGGAGUGAGUUAUUUGUUCUGAACGCUGCCCAGUGCUCAAUGCCACUCCAUGUUGCCCCUCUCCUGGCCGCUGCUGGUCUCCACGCUUCCCCCAUGUCCGCGGACAGAGUGGUGGCCUUUAUGGACCACAUACGAAUAUUCCAGGAGCAAGUGGAGAAGCUCAAAGCAUUACAUGUGGACUCGGCUGAAUAUAGUUGUUUAAAAGCUAUAGUUCUCUUCACUUCAGAUGCCUGUGGUCUAUCUGAUGUGGCUCAUGUGGAAAGUUUGCAGGAGAAAUCGCAAUGUGCAUUGGAAGAGUAUGUUAGAAGCCAGUACCCCAAUCAACCGACCAGAUUUGGCAAACUAUUACUCCGUCUACCUUCUCUCCGCACUGUGUCAUCUUCUGUCAUAGAGCAAUUGUUUUUCGUCCGUUUGGUAGGUAAAACCCCUAUAGAAACCCUCAUUAGAGAUAUGUUACUCUCUGGAAGCAGUUUCAAUUGGCCCUAUAUGUCCAUACAAUAAGUACUGAAUAGGGACAAUGGAGGGCAAAACAAAACAAACAAAAAAAGACUUUGGGGGGUUGUUUGCUAAAACGUUUCUUCUACUAAGGCUGUUACAAGUUUACUUACAGAAGAGGGGGGAAAAAAAUUAUUGGACUGUGAAUUUAAAAAAAAAAGACUAUGAUGAACUCUCACAUAAUGCAUUUAAAACUGUCUCAUUCAGAACAACUUGCUUCUUUUUUUUUUUUUGUAAAAAAAAAA
Molecule: messenger RNA, 1554 nt
Organism: Nanorana parkeri
Lineage: Eukaryota; Metazoa; Chordata; Amphibia; Anura; Dicroglossidae
Gene: NR2F2
Product: nuclear receptor subfamily 2 group F member 2
Exons: 3
Coding region: 68-1315 (415 amino acids)
Biological process (GO): cell differentiation; negative regulation of transcription by RNA polymerase II; anatomical structure development
Molecular function (GO): retinoic acid binding; nuclear receptor activity; RNA polymerase II cis-regulatory region sequence-specific DNA binding
Source: RefSeq, a predicted model, not a curated record